Molecule: messenger RNA, 618 nt
Organism: Plasmodium cynomolgi strain B
Lineage: Eukaryota; Apicomplexa; Aconoidasida; Haemosporida; Plasmodiidae
Exons: 2
Coding region: 1-618 (205 amino acids)
Biological process (GO): regulation of cytoskeleton organization
Cellular component (GO): axoneme
Molecular function (GO): microtubule binding
Source: RefSeq, a predicted model, not a curated record
AUGAGCAAAGGAGAACCCGCAAAAGUAGUGGCCAAGGUGAAGGAAGAGGAACUAAAUGACCUGUAUGAUUGGAUCAGCACUUUCAACUUCUCCAGAAAAAUAAAAAAUAUCCACAGAGAAUUCUCAGAUGGAGUUUUAAUGGCAGAAUUGGUUAAUAUAUGUUUACCCAAGUUAGUUGAACUGCACAAUUAUAGUAAGGCAAAUUCAAUUAGCCAGAAAAGGUACAACUGGAACACAUUAAAUGAGAGGGUUUUUAGGAGGCUGGGAUUUCGGAUUGACAAAAGACAUGUGGAAGAAAUUGUAAAUUGUAAAUAUAUGGGGGUAGAGAAGGUGCUGAAUACGUUUAAAAAUCAGCUGCAUAAAUUCCAGAACUCUGAAAUGGAGGUGGACGCUUCGGGCAGUUUGGGAGAGGACCAGGCCAGGCCAUUUAACGAAGAAGAGUCUCCCCUGGCCGAGGGUGCAGGAGACCAAUCAGGGCAGGUCCUUCCUACGCGGGAAAAUAACAAACGGGGGGAAGAAAGCGCCGAAUUCCUGAACGACGAAAUCGUGAAGAUCCUGCGCGACAAAAUCUUCAACUUGGAGAAGCUUCUAAAGAUAAAGGUGGGCCAGAAACAGUAG